Haliotis rufescens (red abalone) is the source of this 2908-nucleotide messenger RNA. RefSeq names its product cleavage and polyadenylation specificity factor subunit 3-like. Gene Ontology annotation, biological process: mRNA 3'-end processing by stem-loop binding and cleavage. The coding region runs from base 165 to 2111 and encodes 648 amino acids. The transcript has 17 exons. The record is from RefSeq and is a predicted model, not a curated record. NCBI's taxonomy places the organism in Eukaryota, Metazoa, Mollusca, Gastropoda, Lepetellida, Haliotidae. Gene Ontology annotation, cellular component: mRNA cleavage and polyadenylation specificity factor complex. Gene Ontology annotation, molecular function: 5'-3' exonuclease activity; RNA binding; RNA endonuclease activity.
AGGAGCCGGUCAAGAGGUUGGGCGAUCAUGUCACAUCAUGGAGUUCAAAGGAAAAACUAUAAUGGUUUACAGGCUGCUGUGAUGUAGCACUACUGAGUGGGGAAAAUCAGCAACUAAGCAAACAAACAAAAGAGCUGAUCAUUGUCUGGUGUGAAUGCGAACUGAUGAUAUACAAGAUACAGCUGGACUGUGGGAUCCACCCAGGCAUGAAUGGCUAUGCUUCACUGCCGUUUCUUGACAUGGUGGAUGUGGAAGAAAUAGACCUGCUCCUUAUCAGUCAUUUCCACUUGGACCACUGUGGAGCCUUGCCAUACUUCCUGGAGAAAACAGGGUUCAAAGGUCGGUGCUUCAUGACGCAUGCCUCAAAAGCCAUAUACCGAUGGCUGCUGUCAGAUUACGUGAAAGUCAGCAACAUUGCCACAGAGGCGCAGCUGUACUCCGAAAAAGACAUUGAAAACUCCAUGGACAAGAUUGAAACUGUCAACUUCCAUCAGGAAACAGAAGUGAAUGGAGUGAAGUUCUGGUGCUACACAGCUGGACAUGUGUUGGGGGCGUCCAUGUUUAUGAUUGAGAUUGCUGGGGUCAAGGUGCUGUACACUGGAGACUAUUCACGACAGGAAGACAGACAUUUAAUGGCAGCUGAGAUCCCCAAUGUGCGACCAGAUAUUGUCAUCAUCGAGUCGACCUACGGCACACACAUCCAUGAGAAGCGGGAGGAUAGAGAGUUGAGAUUUACCAGUCUUGUCCACGACAUUGUCAAUCGAGGAGGUCGCUGUCUUGUGCCUGUCUUUGCCCUUGGCCGAGCUCAGGAACUGCUGCUCAUUUUAGAUGAAUACUGGAGUCAACAUCCUGAGCUUCACGACAUCCCCAUCUACUACGCAUCAUCGCUGGCCAAGAAGUGUAUGAGUGUGUACCAGACGUACAUCAACGCCAUGAAUGACAAGAUCAGACGUCAGAUCACCAUCAGCAACCCCUUCAUCUUCAAACACAUCAUCAACCUCAAGAGCAUGGAGCAGUUUGAGGACAUUGGUCCAUCAGUGGUGCUAGCCAGUCCUGGCAUGAUGCAGAGUGGGUUGUCAAGGGAACUGUUUGAGAGCUGGUGUACCGAUAAGCGGAAUGGCUGUAUAAUUGCUGGCUACUGUGUGGAGGGGACGCUAGCAAAGCACAUCCUGUCUGAGCCGGAUGAGAUUGUGACAAUGACAGGGCAGAAGCUGCCGCUAAAGUGUUCUGUAGAUUAUAUCUCCUUCUCCGCCCACGCAGACUACCAGCAGACCAGCGAGUUCCUCCGUGCUCUCAAACCUCCUCAUGUUGUUCUGGUGCAUGGUGAAGCUAAUGAAAUGAGUCGUCUGAAGGCUGCACUACAACGGGAGUACGAAGACAGCACAGACUACAAGAUGGAGGUCCACAACCCUCGCAACACCGUUGCUGUGGAGCUACACUUCCGCGGAGAAAAGUUGGCAAAGGUUGUUGGCAGUCUGGCAGCAGAGAAAGCCAAACAAGGAACAAAGGUGUCCGGGAUCCUGGUGAAGAGGAACUUCAACUACCACAUCGUAGCACCAGGAGAUCUGCCAAAUUACACCGAUCUAGCCAUGAGCACAGUGACCCAGAGAUUGAGUAUAGCCUACACAGGAACACUGCCUCUACUUCGGUACUACCUGUCUCAGCUCGCCGGGGACGUGGAAGCCAUCAAAGUCAACGACAAACAGGCUCUCAAGGUGUUCAAGACAAUCACGGUUGUGUUUGAACCAAGAAUGGUUGUCAUAGAGUGGAUCGCUAACCCUGUGACAGAUAUGUAUGCGGACUCCGUUGUCACAGUCAUCCUCAGAGCAGAGAAAGAUCCCAUGCCUCAGAAAAAUGUCCCAGCAGUGAUGGUGGUGGACCGCAGCCACUUCCAGGAGUGUGUGAUCGACAUGAUGAAGGAGAUGUUUGGACAGGACAGCACAGGGAAGCUGAUCAAAAACAACAAUCUUACAGUCACAGUGGAUGAAACGGUAGCAGUGAUCAACCUAGAGACUCAGGAGGUUCAGUGUGGAGACGAGGCACUCCAACAUGUGAUACAGAACUCAGUCACAAGACUGUACCAAGCAAUUACACCUCUCAAGGUUGGAUGAAAAACAGUUGGGACAUGGACAGAAUAUCUGAACAUGUUCAGUUUCUUACAAGGCAAAACCAAAAGACUCAGCAUUCACUGCCCUCAUUCUCAUUUUGUGAUUUGGGAGGUUUCAUUCUGUGUUGAUGUUGACAAUAGUAUGACAGGCAAGUUACAUGGAUUCUUGACACAAAAGUCAAAGGACCAAGUUGAAAUGUGCAAAUGGGCAUGUAUACCACUGCUGAUGGACUUUCAGUGUGAGUUGCAAUUUGGAAAAAAUGUUAAAACAUCUUAACACAUCAUGAUCCCUCAGUACUGAGGAGUAUGACCGGCAGUUCUUUAACUUCUACCUUUAAGGCUAAAAAAUUAAUAGUCUUGGUUCUCAGGCACCGGCCACAUCAUCAUAAAGUCUACCAUGGUCUACCACACGUUCUGUUUUUAUUUCCAUUUUCCAAAGAAAUAAAAAAAUCUUUAAGUAUUCCGUGUCUCGAACACAUUACCCUGGCUGUUUAAUGCUACAAUACUUAAGAACAACAUGAUUUCCCCAAAUUUAUUGUAAACAAAAUUUGGUUACAUACAGCUUGAACAGCUGAAGAAGUUGAAGAGGCUGCGAAACUUGUGGCUACAGGAGUUAGUCAAGAAUAGCGAUAAGAAAAAUAGAAUACGAAUUAGACGAAUCGUGCAGUCUCUGAUUAUUGUACUAUAUUUUGCGUGACAAAUUCAUCUCUAUUGUCCAGUGUAUUAUGUCUCCAUUCUGUUGUUAUACUAUCAUCAUGAGUAGAUAGCAAAUUGUUUGUAAAUAAAUUGAAGGAAUUAUAA